AUGUCCUUCAAGUUCGCUCACAUCUGCGACUAUCUUGAACGUUGCGAAGGGAUAUCUUCUUACAACCCACCCCUUCCUCCAGCAGAACUAAAAUCGAGACUCUACCGCCAACACGCUACCUGGUUUGCCUCACACCAUCAAGAUAUCGACGCCUUGGAUGAACAUGGCACAACCGCAUUGCUAUCGACUUUCCUUCCAUGCCGGAGAAAGGAUCGCAUCUAUGGUUUACAGUCUGCUUCCCUCUUGAAACUGCUCGGCCGGUGUCUUGGCUUGAGCGCCUCUGCCAGACAUGAACUCUCCUCAUUCCAGACUCCAAAUAAUGGUGACCUUGGGGAUUGCUUGCAGCGGCUUUUGAAGGUCCGCGGCCCGCCACCUCUUCCCUUUGUCACUCUACAAGAGGUAGACGAUGCAUUGCACGCUCUUGCUUCAGCAAACAGAUUCUCUGCACCGUCGGUCCGUCAGUCUUUUCACCCUUCGUCAAGCAUCGACUUACUCGCCGAUGUCUUGUUGCGUCUCCACGCUGUAGAAGCCAAAUGGUUCGUACGGCUCAUCCUGAAAGAGUUCGCCCCCGUCACUCUGAACGACAGAUCAAUCAUGACCUCUGUUCAUUUCUUGCUUCCUGACUUGCUUUCGAUGCAAGACAGUUUUGAGAACGCAUGUUAUGCUCUAAGAACUACUUUUGUCGACUAUCCGAGUCGUCCAGAUCCUCAUUCGAGGAACAUCCUAAGGCAAACUGCCAUAUCGUUGUUCAGGCCGACUCCUGGUGUCAAGGUCAGCCGUCCGGGGUACACCAAAGCCAGGUCCAUUAAACAAUGUCUGGAGAUGACCGCUGGAGGAAAGUGGCUAUUGGAGAGAAAAUACGAUGGAGAAUAUUGCCAGAUACAUAUCAAUCUUGCUCGAGGCGACAAUUGGCUGAAGAUAUACUCGAAGAGCGGCAGAGACUCUACCGAAGAUCGAGCCGGUCUGCGAGAGACCAUUAAGAAAUGCUUACGCAUCGGUAGCGACAAGUGCAAGAUCAAGCGCGCGUGUAUUCUGGUUGGGGAAAUGGUGGUCUUCUCCGACACCGAGAACAGCAUUCUUGGAUUCGAUCAGAUUCGCAAACAUGUUUCGCAUGCUGGCAUUUUCCUCGGCGCUGAAAACGACACGCCAGGCCGACCGGGUGAACACCUGAUGAUCAUUCUGUUUGAUCUUCUGCUGCUUGAUGACGAAGACAUCUUAUCGCGAUCUGUCGAGGAACGCAAAGCUCGGCUCAGCAGCAUUUACAAGCGGAUUCAUGGUCGAGCAGCACCAGCCGAGUCUUGUGUCAUGGACUUUUCCCAAGGCAACGCUGAACGAAGGCUAAUGAACCAUUUUGCGGCCUCGAUCGCAUGUCGUCACGAAGGUCUAGUACUCAAGCGAUGUGGUGUCUCGUAUCUCUCGCAUGGCUCGAUAGCUGGCAUUAAGCUCAAGAAAGACUACAUUACUGGACUUGGAGACGAAGCUGAUUUUGCCAUCGUUGGUGCAUCAUAUAGUGCUCAAGAAGCGAAGAAGCGAUCGGAGCUACGCUUGAAGUUCACACACUUUCAUCUGGGUUGCCUCAUUAACAAAGCUGCACUUGAUCACGAUGGCAUCAAGCCUGUGUACAAGAUCGUUGCGACAAUUGCAUAUGAUCAUUGCAUGUCGACGGAAAUCUUGGAAAGGGUCAACGUUGAGGGCAGCUUGCUUGCAGAACCAUACAACGAACAGAGCUCACCAUUGACCAUCGAAUCUGACAACACGUCAAAAAUGGAAGUUUGCUUUCGGGACCCACUGGUUUUUGAAGUACUCGGCAGCUCAUACAGCAAACUUCCCGGAGGCUACUUCAUGUUGAGACAUCCUCGAGUGAGAAAGCUGCAUCAAGAUCGGACAUGGAAAGAUUGCAUCACAUUCGAUCAAUUGCAACUCGCGGCUGCCGAAGCUCUGGACACUCCUCAAGACUCGGAAACACAAGAGAACGUCAAAUGG
Molecule: messenger RNA, 1983 nt
Organism: Aureobasidium namibiae CBS 147.97
Lineage: Eukaryota; Fungi; Ascomycota; Dothideomycetes; Dothideales; Saccotheciaceae
Product: DNA ligase/mRNA capping enzyme
Exons: 2
Biological process (GO): DNA recombination; double-strand break repair via nonhomologous end joining; nucleotide-excision repair, DNA gap filling
Cellular component (GO): DNA ligase IV complex
Molecular function (GO): DNA binding; ATP binding; DNA ligase (ATP) activity
Source: RefSeq, a predicted model, not a curated record